Esox lucius (northern pike) is the source of this 1797-nucleotide messenger RNA. Its product is annotated as aldo-keto reductase family 1 member B1-like. The transcript has 10 exons. Lineage: Eukaryota; Metazoa; Chordata; Actinopteri; Esociformes; Esocidae. The record is from RefSeq and is a predicted model, not a curated record. Gene Ontology annotation, molecular function: aldose reductase (NADPH) activity. Bases 73 to 987 code for a protein of 304 amino acids. Gene Ontology annotation, cellular component: cytosol.
AGGCUGAAUCCUAAUACCUGCUUCUGAAUUCAGGAAUACAGGCAUACUGUAACCCUUGACACUGGUGCCAGCAUGCCUCUUGUGGGCUUGGGGACAUGGAUGUCGGAAAAAGGCAAGGUAGCAGAGGCUGUGAAAACCGCUAUCUCUGCAGGCUACAGACACAUAGACGGAGCCUACUGUUACCUGAACGAGGAUGAGGUGGGGGAAGGCAUUCACGCCAUGAUUGACCAAGGAAUUGUGAGGAGAGAGGAGCUAUUCAUCGUUAGUAAGCUUUGGUGUACAUUCCAUCAGAAAUCUAUGGUAAAAGGAGCCUGUCAGAAGACUCUGAGGGAUCUCAAACUAGACUACCUGGACCUCUACUUGAUGCACUUCCCCACUGGCUUUCAGCCUGGUGAGGAAAUAUUUCCACUUGGUGAAGACGGACUUGUAAUCGCAGAUGACAGCAACUUCCUGGAUACUUGGGAGGCCAUGGAGAAACUAGUGGAUGCUGGUCUUGUCAAGGCUAUCGGUAUCUCCAAUUUUAACAAAGACCAGAUUGAAUCCAUCUUGAACAAGCCUGGCCUCAAGUACAAACCUGCCAACCACCAGAUUGAAUGCCACCCCUAUCUGACCCAGGAGAAGCUGAUCAACUACUGUCACUCUAAAGGCAUCUCAGUGACAGCUUACAGUCCCCUGGGCUCCCCAACCAGACCAUGGGCAGAACCCGGUGAGCCAUCUCUGCUAGAGGAACCAAAGAUAAAGGCCAUUGCUGAUAAACACCAUAAGAGCACAGCACAGGUCCUUAUCCGCUUCCAGAUCCAGAGAAAUGUGAAUGUGAUUCCAAAGUCGGUUACACCUUCCCGGAUCAAGGAAAAUUUCAAGGUGUUUGACUUUGAGCUAAGCGACGAAGACAUGAAAGUCAUCUUGAGUUUCAACAGAAACUGGAGAGGAUUCAGUUUGGAAUGGGGCAUCAAGCACAAAGACUUUCCUCUGCACACUGAGUACUGAGAUCUGUGUGGAGCUGGAGCUGAACACUAAAAGGACAUUGACCUGACAUCCACAUUCCACUGAGUAUCUGUCUUUCUCUUUGACAGACACCAGGUGCAUACUAAAAAUAGUUAAUUCAUUUUUGAGAGAUAUAAACAUCUGCUAUAUCAUCAUGGGAAGUAAUAUACUUUCUGGAGGUUAACAGAACAUCUAUGGAUAAAUUGACUGUGCUAUUUAAUGUCAUUUUUGUAUUCAUUUUGUGAUAUUUGUAAAUGUACAUUUUCGGAAAGCAGAGUUCCUUAGACAGGUUUCUAGGUAUACUUCACAGAGCACUGAUUUAACAUUUUAUAAAUUAUAUAGUAACAUAUGCCUGAUAAAGCGUGUUGAUGUUCUGCACUGUAUUUUGGACAUAUUAAAACAAGAUUCUCAUCAUGAGAAAGAAACUGGUUUAGUGACUGUGCUGAUUAUAUUGAUCUUCAUGUGUACUGUGAAGUACAACAGUACCCCCAAUGACAAAAGAGCUUUAUUGGUUUGAAAGAAAAUGUUGCAUAAAGUAUUUAAUAACAGUAUUAAUGUGCAGUUUAUGGUCCUAAUGUGUCCUUUGUACAGAUCUUAUCUACAUUCUAAAGUGUAAUAUUAGUCAUGUGCACAGGAUUGCAGAUGUGGUUGCGUGUACAUUGAGAAUCUUAUGCCAUCCUGAUUGUUUUCAAACAGAUUUCAUUACAAAUGUAAACUGAUGGGAUCAGGAUGAAGGUAAUUUAUAAAAUAUUUAUACCCCUCCCUUUGCAAAUUUGCUGGGACUAUUGCUGGCUGAGGGACUGGGGUAAUUGG